GAAUGGCGGGAUUUGAAGGCGGGGAACAGAGCAAAGAGGAAGCGGAGAUGCCAUUUGCUGCCAUUAGAGACCAAUGGGAAGUUCAAUUUUCUCGCUUCGUUUGCUAUCCAACCACCACAUCUACAUCCAACGACACCGACACCGACACCAACCUCCGUCCUCUCCUUCUUAAUGCCCGAAGCCGCCGCCCUCCUCGAGGCACAUGGAUCUCUUCCUCUUCCACGGCUGUCCUGCAGCUCCUUCACCAUUGCUCCGCAUCUGAUUUUAUUCUUGCCGUACGCUUUCGAGAUAAAAUCCUCGAAGAGCACUACCUCUCGAAGCUGCAUUUCUCUUGGCCUCAGAUGUGCUGUAUCUCUGGUUUUCCAGCCAGAGGCACCAGAACUAUGUUCGGAAGUUAUAGAGAUUCAGCUGACGAGAUCCAAAAAUUUGCCCUAAGAUUUUCAACAUCUUGCGAAAUUGAUUCAUUUGUGAGCAUUCUCAAGGAGAUGUCGAAGGAUGCAAGAGAUAUACAACCAAUAAGUUGCGACUUUGGAUCUCAGAUUUCGUCUGAGUUAUUAUGUUCAAAUACAAAUAGGCCGUCUGACAGCCUCUCUGAAGAAUUGAGCAAUUCUACCGUGCUCCAGCCUUACACCCCUGAAAUGCCUUUGAGCUUAAAAGAUACAGCAGAGAAAUACUCAUCUUCUCAGGAAAAUGUACAUGUUGACCACUUAGAAAGCAUAUUUGCAGCGUUGCCACCCAGUUUCACGUCUAUGGUAUCGAACUGUUCAGAUGUCAAACAAGGUUCAACUGCGACGCCACCGUCUGCCACAAAGGAUAAUGAUCUAAAGUCUCAAAUCAUGAAAUGUAUGGAAGAUUCUUCCUUUCAAGAUAUGUUGAACAGAGUUGAGAAAAUUGUCGGCGAAAUUGGAGGUGAUUUGGCGCUGUAAUUCUCAGGGUAAUGUCCAGAAUACUUUCUUAAGAUGUCUUUCCAUUAGCCCCCAGCGGUGGCCAUAUUAUUUUCGCAUACACAUUAUUCUAGUUUGCACUUAUAUACGGAAUAUUCAAGUUAAUUUGACAUCUCAUAGGCCUCUUAUUAUUAGAAUCCAGUUUCAAUUGUGAAC
This is a messenger RNA of Cucurbita maxima (winter squash), 1100 nucleotides long. Its product is annotated as protein POOR HOMOLOGOUS SYNAPSIS 1. The record is from RefSeq and is a predicted model, not a curated record. Bases 3 to 926 code for a protein of 307 amino acids. Lineage: Eukaryota; Viridiplantae; Streptophyta; Magnoliopsida; Cucurbitales; Cucurbitaceae. The transcript is spliced from 8 exons.